AUGUUGUACAGAUUGAAUGACUUCGAAGCAAUUACAGACUUUUUAAUUGAAUAUCACGAGAAACUACUGGAUUUUCCAUCAUAUCGGGAUUUUUGGAAGGUGUAUCCUUUGUUUGUGAAUUUUUGCAGCCCCCACAAAUGUGUUACCUCUCAGCAGGAUUUCAAGGCAUAUCUCCUUCAAUUCACAGCGAUCAGCAAAGCCAUCAAGUUCAAGCCGGAUCUUGUGAGCUGCUCAGACAGAGAUUUGGGUCGCGUUCGGAUUGAGUGGAUCAGCAUUGAUGCUUUAAAGAUUUUGAAGAAAAAACUACAACAAAAUGACGACGAGUCGACCAAGACCAAUACCAAUAUCCAUACCAAAAACAACACCAAAACCAGCAUCAAAACCAGUAGCAAAAACAAGACCACAAAUAGGACCACGAGCAAGACCAAGAGCGAAAAGAACGAGCAGCCAAGACAGGAAACACCGCGACUGCAAACACUCCUCGACUUUGCUCAAGACAAGUCGUGUCAAACUGCACCACUCGCUGAAGCAACUCACCUAACACUCAACAUUGUCCUUGAGUUCCUAAACAAACACACGGCGAAAACUAUUCUCGGCAAGCAGCGGGCACAUUUAAACACACAAACAACACCUUUCCCUCUAGUGUGCAGCGAGCCGAAACACGCGCUAAGUCUCGCCAACGUUGGAUUGAACAGAAGAGACUUGGCCAACAGCAAUUUGCGCCAGUUAUCUUCGGAAACGGCCGUGCAUCACCGAAUCCACCAAUCUCGAAACCUGCUCAACUUGGAAACUUAUCAGUGUUCAUUGGACAAGAUCCAUUUCUUACCAAUCGUUUAUAACCAUACCGAUUUAAACUUGGGCGAUUGUUCUUAUUUGGACACAUGCCACAAGAUGAAGACUUGCAGAUAUCUUCAUUAUUACACUUUGAAUCCCGUGGCAAAACCGGGGCAUGCUACAGCUAAACCACAAACUGCUGCUGCAACAAAAGCUUCAGAUUAUACCUUGGGCCAAUGCUUCACCGAAUCAUUCCGACAAAUAACUCCACCUCAGUGGAUAAGUUGCGACGUACGUCUCCUUCCCUUUAAAAUCUUGGGUAAAUUUGCAGCUAUCAUUUCCGAUCCAGCUUGGGAUAUCCACAUGUCACUACCCUAUAGCACAUGCAAGGACGAUGAAUUACUAGAAUUGCCCAUGCACGAGUUACAAGAUGAAGGAAUCAUCAUGCUCUGGGUCACGGGCAGGUCCAUCGAGAUUGGGCGUCGCGCUUUGCUCAAGUGGGGCUACUCGGUCAGCGACGAGAUGAUCUGGAUCAAGUUGAACCAGUUGAAGCGCACAAUCGUCACGGGAAGAACAGGCCACUGGUUGAACCAUUCAAAGGAACAUUUGCUUGUGGGAUUAAAGGGGAACCCGAUUUGGCUCAAUUGCAAAAUCGACACCGAUGUUGUUGUUAGCAACACUAGAGAGACGUCGCGUAAACCGGAUGAGUUUUAUGAAAUCAUUGAAAGGAUGGUGGGCAAGCAUGCGAGGAAAUUGGAAAUAUUUGGCAGAACUCACAAUACCAGACCCGGCUGGUUGACCAUUGGCAAUCAAUUGCAAGGCGUUUCAUUGUCGGAGCCUGAGUUGAGGCACAAGUAUGAGACCUAUGUUUCUUCCCACAUGUGA
Molecule: messenger RNA, 1659 nt
Organism: Lodderomyces beijingensis
Lineage: Eukaryota; Fungi; Ascomycota; Pichiomycetes; Serinales; Debaryomycetaceae
Source: the annotation of a GenBank genome assembly